UCAUUCAUUUUCCCUUUUUUUUUUUCCAUUUUUCUUUCUCUAAAAAUCCUCUGUUCCGUUGCUUCACAUCACAUUUUCUUCUUCCCAUUUUUUCCUUCCAUGGAAAAGAAAUCAGAGAUUACAAUCUGAUUUAAUCAUGUCCACAGACGGUGUUGGCAUCUUCACCGGUUCGGCGCCGAGCUCCGCCCCCGGUUCGCCCAAAAGCCGCCUCAAGUUCCUCUGUAGCCACGGCGGCAGAAUCCUCCCCCGCCCCUCCGACGGCCACCUCAAGUACGUCGGCGGAGAAACCCGUGUCAUCUCCGUCCCUAUAGACAUUUCAUUUCAGGAACUGAUGAAGAAGGUGUGCUACAAAAUAGACGGACAAAUGAGGCUCAAAUACCAAUUACGGUCCGAGGACCUCGAUGCCCUCGUCUCCGUAAAAUCCGACGAAGACCUCCGCCACAUGCUCGACGAGAUAAACUUCCACGAGCACUCAAACCUCCCGAGACUCCGCACCUUCCUCUUCCCUCUCAAACCUCCCGAGCCAAACCCCAUACGCUUACACGCGGCACUCAAUGCAAUGCAACAAAGCUCGAGAGUCUCGUCUGCAUGCUCCUCCCCACGCUCCCCCGACAGCUGUACCACUGAGACCCUAAACCAAAUCCCAAACAGCUACUUUACGAACACUGGCCAGGCCUCCAUUAGCAGCAUACACAGGGUCCGGAGCUCACCCACCAUAUGCAGCCUCGGCAAUGGACCGAGUAUUUGCCACCAGCCAGCUAAGCUGAUAGUCGAGCAGCAGAAGAGCUUGAUGCCUGACCGUCUGAUCUCGGUUAGGUCGGUGGGUCGAGCUGAAGGGGUGAGGUUCCAGGUGGAUUCUUUGCCUGUGCAAUAUUAUGCCCCUUUUAUAGAUAGGAGGAUGAUGGGAGAGAGAAAUGUGAGCCUUGCGACAAGCCCAGUGUCGGCAAGUCCGCUUGGGCCUGGGCUGGGCAGCCGGGCCUGGGAUAGGGAUGUUUGAAUUUGUUUAGAAGAUGUGUGAUAUGUGUUUAGUAUGUUCGGAAUGAUGUUUGACGGAUGGAAUGUGAGUGGUCAGGGUUGACGAUGAACGAUCAAAUGGUUAGGAUGUUGU
Molecule: messenger RNA, 1108 nt
Organism: Striga asiatica
Lineage: Eukaryota; Viridiplantae; Streptophyta; Magnoliopsida; Lamiales; Orobanchaceae
Source: the annotation of a GenBank genome assembly